AUGGGUUCUUCUUCGAGCGGCAAAAAACACAAAAAGGAUAAAAAGCACAAGAAACAUAAGAAGCACAAGGAGAAACAUGUUAUUACGGUUACAGAGUCCGAUUCCGACAGUUCAGACUGUAUUGAAGUACCUGUGGCCAAUAGCAGUACUAAAAGUAGAAGCAGGGAACGUGAUCGCAGUGCUCCCCCACCGCCUCAGCUAUCGAAGCAAUAUGAUCAUGAAGAGGAUCGUCGAAGGCGUGAAUAUGAGAGGGAGCGGGAUAAGGAUCGUGAACGAGACCGUGAAAGAGAACGUGAUCGGGAGAGGGAUCGAGAACGACAACGUGAACGCGAAAGAGCUUAUGAAAAAGAAAUAGCUCGCGAAAGAGAACGUGAACGAGAACGUUACGAAAGGGACCAAGUUCGGAGAAGAGAAAGAGAACGGGAUGCUGGCGACGAUAUUGAUAGGGAACGGCGAAGGGACUAUGAAAGACGUCGAGAAAGAGACCGCGAAAGAGAAAGGUCGGAUAGGGAUAGACAUACUCGUCGUCGGGAGGACAAUGAAGACAGAGAUAUAGAAAGGGCUCUAUCGAUGGAGAGCGAACGAUCCAAAUCUGUAGAAAUCGUCAAGUCUCAAGAGCGCGACCUUUCUCCAAUACCGGAAAACGGCGCUGGCGACUGUCUUUCUAUAGAAGAAACCAACAAAUUAAGAGCCAAAUUGGGUUUAAAGCCACUUGAAUUGGAUUCAGGUCCAUCGUCAAAGCCUACCACAUCUGCGGCUGCAGCAGCCGAAUUAAAAAAACCGGGCCAAAAAGAUUUGUCUUCAUAUAAGGAUGAAUGGGGAGAAUUUUUACAUAAACCGGCAGAAAAUCUGAAAGAGAAAACGGAAACGGAAAAGUUAAGGGAAAAACUAAAACAAAGAAAAGAAAAACGGGCGUUGGAGGAACGUCUUGCUCGAAUUAAAACCCUUGGUGAAUCGGACGAUGAGGUAGAUGACAUUAGUAAGUGGGUGGAACGCAACAAAAGGGCGGUGGAUGAAAAGAAGGAAGCCGAACGAAGGGCCAAGCUCUUGGAGGAAAUGGAUCAAGAAUUUGGAGUUGAUGAUCUCGUACAAAAGGAGCAACAGGAGAUUCGCCAACGUUCAUACAAUGAACAACAUCUUAAGGGCCUUAAGGUUGAUCACGAUGUAAAUGAUUUCACAGAAGGCAAAUCGAUUAUAUUGACACUUAAAGACGCCGAUGUACUCGACGAAAAGGCCGACGACACUCUGGUCAAUGUUAAUAUGAUUGAUGAUGAACGUUACAAGAAGAAUGUCGCUGCUAAAAAACAGAACCCCCUGUCUUAUGGUUACAAUGUUUAUGAGGAACAGUAUGAUGAACUGGGAAAUCCCAUAGAGAGGGGCAUUUUGGAAAAGUACGACGAAGAUUUAGAUGGAAACAAGAAGAAAACGAAAACAUUUGUCAUUGGAGAAAAUCUUGAAGAAGAAAGAGAACACCAACGAAAAAUGUUGGAGAUAAAAACAAAACUUGCCGGCAAAAAACUAGAAACUCUAGCUGACAUUGAAAUAAAAUUGGCAUCCGAUACUUUGACAGAAGCGGAACUGGCCACCUUUAAGAAACCGAAAAAGAAGAAAAAACUCCGGCAAAAACUUAAAGCUGAUGAUUUGGUACCACUGGCUGAUGAAAAUCCAACACAACAUUUUGGAAGUCGCUCGGGACGUCAUCGCAGUCCCAGCGAUGGGGACCCUCCGAUGUCUACCGAAGCCAACUUAAAAAUCGAGGAAGAGGACGACGACAUGGAACGAAUACUCUCAAAGGCACGCAAGCUGAAGCAGAAAGAAAGCAUCAUAAAGAAACCAUUGCCAAUAGACAUAAAAACAGAAGUGAAAACCGAGCAAGAAGACGACAAUGCUAUGGAUAUUGAUGGUGGUCGGGAAAGUAACAUUGUUCUCAAUGCCACUGCUGAAUUUUGUCGUACAUUAGGAGACAUACCCACUUAUGGAAUGGCUGGCAAUCGAGAUGAAGACUCAAACGGAAUGAUGGACUUUGAAGUAAAUGAGACCAACGAGGAUCGUGUGACCGAAGAACCCGAAGACGAUCUCGUUGAGCCAGGUCAUGGCACUUGGAACUCGGUUAAUCCGGAUGAAGUUAACAAGCCUGCCAAUUUGGAUGCUAUUGUUAAUGAGGUGGAGGAAGUGGCCAUUUUAGAUGAAGAACCCGAUGUUGGAGCCGGCGUAGCUAAUGCUCUUCGUUUGGCCCUGUCGAAAGGCUAUUUGGAAAAAGAGGAACACAAUCGGCCUAGCAAUUCCAAAAUGGCUCAUUUGCAAGCAAAGAACUAUUCCAUAGAAGACAAAAAUAUGGGAGAGGAUGAUAAAUUUGGUAGACGUGAUCGUUUUCAUGGAGGUCCCAUUAUGGAAUUCAAGGAUAAAGACAAUUUCAAGCCUAAUGUUAAAUUGGAAUACAUUGAUGACAAUGGACGCAUUUUAAAUUUGAAGGAGGCUUUCCGUUACUUGUCCCACAAGUUCCAUGGCAAAGGGCCGGGCAAGAAUAAGAUUGAGAAACGUUUAAAGAAGAUGGAACAAGAGGGGUUAAUGAAAACUAUGAGUUCAACCGAUACUCCAUUGGGGACACUUACCAUGCUGCAACAGAAGCAGAAAGAAACGAAGACCCCAUAUGUUGUUCUAAGCGGUGGCAAACAAGCAUCUACAAAUAUUUCAGGCGGAACAAUAUCUAAAUUUAAGUAGACUGUAAGC
Messenger RNA from Musca vetustissima, 2730 nucleotides. Its product is annotated as U4/U6.U5 tri-snRNP-associated protein 1. Gene Ontology annotation, biological process: maturation of 5S rRNA; mRNA cis splicing, via spliceosome. Gene Ontology annotation, cellular component: U4/U6 x U5 tri-snRNP complex. NCBI's taxonomy places the organism in Eukaryota, Metazoa, Arthropoda, Insecta, Diptera, Muscidae. The coding region runs from base 1 to 2721 and encodes 906 amino acids. The transcript is spliced from 6 exons. The record is from RefSeq and is a predicted model, not a curated record.